Suncus etruscus (white-toothed pygmy shrew) is the source of this 5138-nucleotide messenger RNA. RefSeq names its product zinc finger protein 536 (gene ZNF536). The coding region runs from base 168 to 4364 and encodes 1398 amino acids. The record is from RefSeq and is a predicted model, not a curated record. The transcript has 7 exons. Lineage: Eukaryota; Metazoa; Chordata; Mammalia; Eulipotyphla; Soricidae. Gene Ontology annotation, biological process: regulation of DNA-templated transcription. Gene Ontology annotation, cellular component: nucleus. Gene Ontology annotation, molecular function: RNA polymerase II cis-regulatory region sequence-specific DNA binding; DNA-binding transcription factor activity, RNA polymerase II-specific.
UUACGUGCCCGAGUUUGCUUCCCCGGCGCCCGCGUUUCAAUGUUUAAAGGGAGCUGGGACACCCCUCUGGCAAUCUGUCAGUGUCUGGAUCAGCUGCACCCUUUCUGGGGUCUUUUCUCACUCAACGGACAGUCCUUAAGACAAGUAUGCAGUUGAACUGCUAAGGGAUGGAAGAAGCCAGUCUGUGCCUUGGAGUGUCCUCGGCGGCGCCGGAAGCUGAGCCUCACCUGAGCGGCCCCGUCCUCAAUGGCCAAUAUGCCAUGAGUCAGAAGUUGCACCAGAUCACCUCCCAGCUCAGCCAUGCCUUCCCGGAGCUGCACCCGCGGCCCAACCCCGAAGAGAAAACCACAGCACCCUUGGACGAAAAGGCCCACGUACCCAUGAACAGUCAGCCCAUGGGCAGUCAGAUGGCACUCCUGGCCAACCAGCUGGGCCGGGACGUGGACACCAGCCUCAAUGGCCGUGUAGAUCUGCAGCAGUUUCUGAACGGGCAGAACCUGGGCAUCAUGUCCCAGAUGAGCGACAUCGAGGACGAUGCCCGCAAAAAUCGCAAGUACCCAUGCCCCCUGUGUGGCAAACGUUUCCGCUUCAACAGCAUCCUCUCCUUGCAUAUGCGCACACACACGGGCGAGAAGCCCUUCAAGUGCCCCUACUGCGACCACCGGGCGGCGCAGAAGGGAAACCUCAAGAUUCACCUGAGGACCCACAAGCUGGGCAACCUGGGCAAAGGUCGUGGGCGGGUGCGAGAGGAGAACCGCCUGCUGCACGAACUAGAGGAAAGGGCCAUCCUGCGGGACAAGCAGAUGAAGAGCAGCUUGCUGCAACCCCGGCCCGACCUAAAGCCCCCACUGCACGCCCCGCAGGCCCAGCUGGCCGCCUGCAACCUGGCCUUGCCUACCAAUCACAGCGUGCCUGAUGUGGCCAACCCGGUGCCCUCGCCCAAGCCUGUCCCGGUGCAGGAGGACACCGUAGCCCCCGCCGCGGGCUUCCGCUGCACCUUCUGCAAGGGCAAAUUCAAGAAGCGGGAGGAGCUGGACAGGCACAUUCGCAUCCUGCACAAGCCUUACAAAUGCACGCUGUGCGACUUCGCGGCCUCGCAGGAGGAGGAACUCAUCAGCCACGUAGAGAAGGCCCACAUCACUGCCGAGUCGGCCCAGGGCCAGGGCCCCAACGGCGGGGGUGAGCAGUCGGCCAACGAAUUCCGCUGCGAGGUGUGCGGGCAGGUCUUCAGCCAGGCCUGGUUCCUGAAGGGCCACAUGCGAAAACACAAAGACUCCUUCGAGCACUGCUGCCAGAUCUGCGGCCGCCGCUUCAAAGAGCCCUGGUUCCUCAAGAAUCACAUGAAGGUGCACCUCAACAAGCUGUCGGUGAAGAACAAGUCUCCCAGCGACCCCGAGGUGCCCGUGGCCAUGGGGGCCAUGUCCCAGGAGGCCCACACCAACCUCUACUCCAGGUACCUCUCCUGCCUGCAGAGCGGUUUCAUGGCCCCGGACAAGGCCAGCCUAAGCGAGCCCAGCCAGCUCUACAGCAAAGGGGAGCUGCCCAUGAAAGAGAAGGAAGUCCUGGGCAAGCUACUGUCCCCCAUCUCCAGCAUGGCCCACGGCAUCCCCGAGGGCGAGAAGCACUCUCUCCUCGGGUGCCUCAACCUCGUCCCCCCCCUGAAAUCCAGCUGUAUCGAGCGGUUGCAGGCGGCUGCCAAAGCUGCCGAGAUGGACCCCGUCAACAGCUACCAGGCUUGGCAGCUGAUGGCCAGGGGCAUGGCCAUGGAACAUGGCUUCUUGUCUAAAGAGCACCAGCUACAGCGCAACCACGACGACACUUUGGCAAGCGCCGGAGUUCUGUUUGAUAAGGAGAAACGGGAGUACGUGUUAGUGGGAGCAGAUGGCUCCAAGCAGAAAAUGCCUGCUGAUUUGGUUCACAGCACUAAAGUGGGCAAUCAGAGAGACCUGCCAACUAAGCUCGACCCUUUAGAAGGCAGCCGGGAGUUUUUGUCACAUGGGCUGAACCAGGCACUCGACUACAACCUGCAGGGUCCCGGGAGCAUGAAGGAAAAGCCCACCGAGUGCCCCGACUGUGGCCGAGUGUUCCGUACAUACCACCAAGUGGUCGUGCACUCCCGUGUGCAUAAGCGGGACCGCAAGGGCGAGGAGGACGGGCUGCACGGGGGCCUGGAGGAGCGACGUGGCUCGGGCAGCGACCAGGAGUCCCAGUCAGUGAGCCGCUCGACCACUCCGGGCUCCUCCAACGUCACAGAGGAGAGUGGAGUUGGAGGUGGGCUCUCCCAGACGGGAAGCGCCCAGGAGGACAGCCCGCACCCCUCCUCUCCAUCCUCCUCAGACAUUGGCGAGGAGGCUGGGAGAGCUGCCGGCGUCCAGCAGCCCGUGCUGCUUCGCGACAGGAGCCUGGGCUCGGCCAUGAAGGACUGCCCUUACUGUGGGAAAACCUUCCGGACAUCCCAUCACCUAAAGGUUCACCUGAGGAUACAUACAGUGUGUGUCCAUACCCUAACCAGCGGGAGGAAAGGAAGUGACUUGUACCCACAAGGUGAGAAGCCCUACAAAUGUCCCCACUGUGACUACGCUGGCACCCAGUCAGCCUCCCUCAAGUACCACCUAGAACGGCACCACCGGGAGCGGCAGAAUGGAGCAGGACCAUUGUCUGGGCAGCCCCCGGUCCCAGACCACCGGGACGAGAUGGCCAGCAAAGCUGCUUUGUUUAUCAGACCCGACAUCCUCCGGGGGGCCUUUAAGGGUCUCCCUGGGAUUGAAUUCAGAGGGGGCCCUGCCUCCCAGCAGUGGACAUCAGGGGUGCUCUCAUCGGGUGAUCAUGCAGGCCAAGCCACUGGCCUGUCUUCGGAGACCUCCACCGAUACUCUCAAGGGCGCUGACCUUCCUUCCAAAAGCAGCCACUUCUCUGAAAUCGGAAGGGCUUAUCAAAGCAUUGUAAGCAAUGGCGUGAAUUUUCAAGGGUCCUUGCAAGCUUUUAUGGACAGCUUUGUUCUAAGCUCCUUGAAGAAGGAGAAGGACAUGAAGGACAAAGCCCUGUCUGAUCCUCCUUCCACAAAAGUGCAUGGGGCAGAGAGUGGGGAGGAGAAGGCGGGUGCUAAGUCAGCCCCCAGGAAGUCAGAGAAAUCUCAGUAUGAGCCGCUGGACCUGUCGGUGCGGCCAGAUGCCGCCACUCUGCCAGGCUCAUCAGUGACUGUGCAGGACAGCAUCGCAUGGCACGGCUGCUUGUUUUGUGCUUUCACCACAUCAUCUAUGGAGCUGAUGGCCCUUCACCUGCAGGCCAAUCACCUGGGCAAAGCAAAACGCAAAGAAAAUGCCAUUGGGGUUGCUGUCAAUUGCAAAGAUCAGGCCCGAGAGGCAAGCAAACUAGCUCUCCUGUCAUCUGCACAAUCAAACAAGGAGUUGGGGCUCUCUAACAUGAUGGGUCCUCUAGAAGCAGCACCUGAGAAGAUAGCCCAAAGGCAGGUCAAAGAGACUCUGGGUGAUCAGAGGAGUGGCCCAUGGCCUGGCCACAUGGACCCUGCCUUUUGUAACUUCCCGUCUGACUUCUACAAGCAGUUUGGGGUUUACCCAGGCAUGGCUGGCUCAGGAGCCUCCAGCUCCUGCCCCAACAAGGAACCUGAUGGGAAGGCCCUCUCGGAAGAUGAUACCCCAAUCCUGAUCCCUGAAACCACAAACAAGAACACUACUGACGACCUCUCUGACAUCGCCUCCUCCGAGGACAUGGACUCUUCCUCCAAGGGAGAAAACAACGACGAAGAGGACAUUGAGACAGAGCCGGAGAUGGUGAGCAAGCCGCAAUCCACCCUCAGCAAGGACAGCAACAAUGAUGGUGGAGACAGCCUGCUGCCCACUGACACAUCUCAGCCCAUCCAGGGACUGGUCUCACCUUUAACCCAGGCAUCGGAGAAGCAGUGGCAUGGGCCGGGCCUUCUUGUGGCCCAGGACCCCUCGGUGGGGCUACCCAAGCCAGAGCGGGGUCCCCAGGGCCUGGAGAAGCCAAUGAACAUGUUGUCGGUCCUCAGGGCCUAUAGCGCCGAUGGCUUAGCAGCCUUUAACGGACUUGCAAGUAGUGCGGCCAAUUCUGGAUGUAUCAAGAGGCCAGACUUGUGUGGUCACAGGCCUUUCCAGUGCCGCUACUGCCCCUACAGUGCCUCUCAGAAGGGGAACCUGAAGACCCACGUCCUGUGUGUCCAUCGCAUGCCUUUUGACAACAGCCAGUAUCCAGACCGGAGGUUCAAGCGCUCCAGAGUUGACUCGGAGGCUUCUGGGAAUUCUGAAGAGCCAACAGCUGUCAAGGCAGGGAGCUCUGCAGAGCUCACAGAGGAGGGCAGCAGGGCCCAGGAGGAGCGCAACUGAACAGCCACCCUGUACAUUGCAAUAGUGUCUGACACAGUUUUAAUAUUAUGCAUCUGGUAUUAAAAAAAAAAAGAGUUUGUUAACUGCAUUCCAUGGUGGGGAAUCAUGUACAACCCCUCACUAGUGUAUAGAACAUUUUAAAAAGAUUUAAAAAAAAUAUCUAUAUAUAUUAAAGAAAAAAAAUCCCCAGCCCUUGAAAAUGGCUGCUAAACUGUUACCCGGCAACAAGUACUUACAAACAAUGCAGGUGGGAGAAGAGAAGAGGGAUUUCAGAAUUGCUGGUGGCCUCCCAGCUCCAGGAAGCUGUAGGCCCAACUCUAAAGUCUUUGUCCAAAAAAAAAAAAAAAAAAAGAAAGAAAGAAAGAAAAGAAAAAAAAAAUCAUGCUCUUAACUGUAAAACGAUCCCAUCUGAAUGAUUUAGUGUUGCCUUGAAGAUGGAGGGGCCGUGUUUUCAUUGUUGAAAACACCUCUAUAAUCUGACACCAGCUGCUGUCAUUUGCCUCGCACCCUAAUGAGACGUGCUGGGAGGCGGCCUCGGUGCCAGUCAGGCUGGAGCGGUCACUGCAGAAAAAAAUCAAUUCCCGCGGUGUCGUCACUGCACUCUCGAGAAACCUGAGCCGGCCCGCAGCCAGCGCCAGGGCAGUCCAGCACUGCCCAGGUGGCCAUCUUCACUGGGCAUUUUUACAAAAUACACAGCCAAAUGAAUCAAUGGUCAGGAAGUGUCUCCAGACAAAUGUCUGUUGCAGGUUUGAUGAGUAUUCCUUUUUUUUUUUU